CGGUGUCUGUGCACGGAGCCGGGGCAGCGACAAACAGGAAGAGCAACAGGGACACGGUGGGAGGCAGUGAGCAUCAGCGGGCAUCGCAGGCAGGAUGUGCAGCGCCCCAAGGGCAGACCCUGCGGUACCUGAGCUGCACCCUCAGUAAAACGCCCCCCAGUCGUUCCCUGACCCGCAGACAGGGUGCGAUGGCACCCAUGUGGCUGCCGAGCACGUUGAUAUGGGAACAAAGCGGCAUUUCACUCCCUUUAGCUUCCUGAACACUUUCAAACCCCCGGGUUCAGACCGUCGUGCACAGCGCCCGCGGCCCCGUGCCGGGACGGACGGAGCCCACGCCUCGGGGCGGCAGAGGAAGCUGGGGAGGAGAAGGAGCUUUGCCACCCUGAGCUGCUGCCCGCGCCAUGGGGACGACUGCCCAAAGAAGAACCGGCAUCACCCACAUCUCCCUGCCAGGGGCUGCUCGGGGCUGCUAGUGGUGGAGCCUUGGCAGCCUCCUCCAGCCAGACCACCCCAUCACCUCUUGCUCAACCAUUCAGAUAGAGCAGUUUCCUCUUGACAGUUGCUGAUACUUGUGGGAUGGAGGAAGCUGUCCCAGGGCCGUUCCCCCCACCCCAGUAUGUCCAAACAACAGGAACUGGCCAUGACCCUCACAGCAUCCUCGUCUGCUCCUCAUCCCUGGGGGGCUGCUGUCCUCCAUGUUAAGCUCACGAGCUCCCAUCCCACCCCAUCCAACCCACAGAUCCUCCUGGUGGGGUGCUACAGGCGCUCUCUCCAUGUCACCCGUGGAUGCUGGAGCCCUGAUGCCACGGCAACGAGGACCCGAAACACCUCCUCUGCUUAGGGAUUUUCUCAUCCUGGUCCAGCAAGGGGUUCACCAGUCUCCUUGUGUCUCUCUCAUCUGCCCUGUGUUUUCCAGCCGCUUCUCCUCUGAUGGCAACUCCUUCCCUCGGCAGCUGAGGCCCCCCCACUCCCACUCCUCGUGCUUCAGGGUGAGCGCUUCGUGGCUGCCGCAGCAUGGUCCAAGCCUGCUCAGUGUGCCACAGAGCUCAUAACAGCAGCCUGACAGCCCGGGUGGCCACCAAAGCCAUGGACAAGGCAGACAAGCCCAGUCCCUCUGCGAAGAAGCACGUGCGGCUCCAAGAGAGGAGGGGCUCCAACGUGUCGCUGGUGCUGGACAUGAGCUCGCUGGGCAGCGUGGAGCCCAUCCAGCCCGUAUGCACCCCGCGGGACGUCACGCUGCAGUUCCUGAGGACAUCCAGCCACGUGCUGAGGACGGAGGAGCUUCAGCAGCGCGCCCAGAGCCUGGCACAGCUCCAGGAGGAGUUCUCGAAAAUCCCACCCAACUUCAUCAGUCCGGAGGAGCUGGAGAUCCCUGGACGUGCCUCCAAGGACAGAUACAAAACCAUCCUCCCCAAUCCUGAGAGCCGGGUCUGCCUCAGGAGGGCAGGGAGCCAGGAGGAAGACGGCUACAUCAAUGCCAACUACAUCACGCAGGGCUAUGCAGGACGUCCCCGGGAGUACAUUGCCACCCAGGGGCCCAUGCUGAACACCGUGACUGAUUUCUGGGAGAUGGUGUGGCAGGAGGAAGCACCCAUCAUCGUCAUGAUAACCAAGCUCCAGGAGCGCAAGGAGAAAUGUGUCCACUAUUGGCCUGAGAAGGAGGGCACCUACGGCCCCUUCACCAUCCGUGUGCAGGGGAUUAGCGAGUGUGCGGAAUACGUGGUCCGCAGUCUGUCCAUCCAGCUGGAAGGUGAAUGCCGCCACGUCAAACACAUCCUCUUCCCUUCCUGGCCUGACCAGCAGACACCUGAGUCAGCCAAGCCCCUGCUGCACUUGGUGUCCAAAGUGGAGGAGACUCUGCAGGCUGCAGCCAGCCCAGGGCCCAUCGUUGUGCACUGCAGUGCAGGCGUCGGUCGGACGGGCUGCUUCAUUGCUACCAGGAUUGGGUGCCAGCAGCUGAAGGACAAGGGAGAUGUGGACAUCCUGGGAAUCGUGUGCCGCCUCCGCAUCGACAGAGGCGGGAUGAUCCAGACCAGUGAGCAGUACCAGUUUCUCCAUCACACACUAGCCCUGUACGCUUCCCAGCUGCCAGAAGCAGGGGGCCAUUAGCACCGGGCUCCACCAGCGCUGCCUCGCUCUGAGCCCCCCGGUGCCAAACCUGGGGACAACUCUGCUGAAUCUGCUCCUGCUGCAGCCGGCCAUGAGCCUGAGCCUCCCACAGGCUGAGCAAAGCCGUCCGGAUUGUGGCCCCGCAAGCAGGGUUUGGGUUUCACAAGGCACGCGGCAGGAUGCACCAUGCAGAAGAGCAAGCUGCGCACGGGAACUGAUGCUGAGCGAUCUGCCUGCUAGAAACAAACAGAGCUUCUCCUCCAGCUGCACAUCAUCUGCGGGCAGAAGCUGGGACACGCAGGGCUCACUCCCAGCAAACUCUUCGAUGCUCUUCUUGCUAAAGACACACCUGGAGGAUUUAGUCCAAAGCUGCACUGCUGGUUGCCUUCAUUACAUGGCCUGCUUUCCUCUCUGCCUUCAGCCAUUGCCUUCCCACCUGCCUUACAGUAGGGGAUACUCCUAAGUGUGUCUGCACUUUCGCAAGCACUAUGCUCCAAAUUGUAACCCAGCCUCAUCACACGAGGGUGGGUGUUUGUGUUCUUGGGUUGUGGGUUUUUUUUGUUGGAAUCAGAGCAAAAUAAUACACCCGUUUUGUUGUUCCUUUU
Messenger RNA from Meleagris gallopavo (turkey), 2714 nucleotides. RefSeq names its product protein tyrosine phosphatase non-receptor type 7 (gene PTPN7). Gene Ontology annotation, molecular function: protein tyrosine phosphatase activity; protein kinase binding. Lineage: Eukaryota; Metazoa; Chordata; Aves; Galliformes; Phasianidae. The record is from RefSeq and is a predicted model, not a curated record. Gene Ontology annotation, cellular component: cell junction; plasma membrane; cytosol. Gene Ontology annotation, biological process: protein dephosphorylation; signal transduction.